AGAGGUUCCCUGCAGCAUUGGCGAGAAGGAGACGGGUGCAUGGCGAGGGUAUGCCUGGGCCGUCGCUUGCUGACCAGGUCAUGUCCAUGUACAGCCACUCGUCCGGAAGGCACCUGGCCGACGCCGACCUGGUGGCUUCGCUCUCGGCCACCCUCGCUGCUGGGGCGGAUGUCUCGCAUUUGGAGCUCGGGGCUGGGUCGGGCAGUGGAGGAGGGCGCGGAAAAGGUGGCAAAGCCAAUAGAGGCGGAAGUGUUGGCAAUGGCCUGCCGGCGUCGAAAAUCCCAAAGUCGGACUACGUGGUGACCUCGUCGCCUCUGCCGGGCAAGGGCCCGGACUCGGUGUACUCGGCUGCCGAUGGGCUCUGGCACACCACUGUCUUCCCCAGAGCUGUUCCGUCGUCGCGGCGGGAUGUUGACUUGCUCAACGAGUGGAUCGAAGCAAAGACGUCACAGCUCGCUGCAGAGGCCGACGACCCACUCAAGCUCAUCGCGGCCACCAACUCGAUCUACUCCAUCGCCAUCCACGAAGUCACCCGCCAGGUCACCGUCCAGUGCGCGCCGCGUGGCAAGCUCCUCACCAAGCUCUUUCGCAAGUAUGUGGCUCUCUUUCAGCGUAUUCUCAAGCUUGUCCAGCGCGACAAGUCCGGUGAGGACGUGGAGGCCCAACGGGCACUCACCGACCAGCUGCAGACCCAGCGGAUCAAGUACAACGACAUCAUCGACGCACUUCGUCUCGAGUUUGACCACGCUGUUCGCGACGUCCUCGCUCAGAAGAAGGAGCUCGAGUCGCAGAACGCAACACUGACCGGGAAGCUGCAGCACGCCGAGCAGCGGAUCGAGCGCUUCUCCAUCGGCCGCGUUGCCGCAGAGGCUAAGAUCGAGGAGCUGACGGACCAAUGCGCCCAGCAGUCGCGGGCGCUUGACCGUCUGCUCGCUGAGAAUAGGCAGCUCCGCCGCUCGGCGGCCGCCAGCGAAGCGGCCGCCGUUGCCGCCGUUGCCUCUGCGCCGGGCGCAUUGGAUCGCGCCUACUCGUUUGGCACCCAGACGCCGUCCGCGUGGUGGACAACCUCGCUCGGCGAGCUCUCUGCGGCCCUUAGCGGAAAGUCGAAGUCGACGACUGCCACUCGCGCCGCAGCAGAGAUUGAGAACAUUGUUGCUGCCCGCGUUGCCACCGAGCUCGAUCGAAGGCGCCAUGACGCCGACGCCCACCUCGCCGACCGAGCGACCCAGACCGACGGCAGCUUAUUCGCCGUUGCCGAGUCUGCCAGACAGGCUGCUGCCAGGAGCGCAGUUGCAGCCAGCGUUCAGACCGAGCCGGUCGCCUUCCGCGAGUCGUACGACUCGGACGAGAGCGAGUUUGACUCAACUGUGCCUAUGGUUGGCCUCCGCGAGUUCUACCACGAGCUCAAUGCCGAUACAUUGCUCAAUCCCACAGUUUGGGCCGUCAUCGAGGAACGGACCAACCGCGAGCUCGAGACCCGUGCUGCGCCGCAGCAUGCUCCGCCGCAGCACUGGAGCGGCGCUGUCGCAGAGGUCUCGAUCGAGGUGCCGACUGCGGUGGUCGCCACUGAGGCGGCUGCUGCUGCAUGCAGCGCCAGCGAGUCGGCGUCGGCCAUAUCGGCAGAUGGGAGCACUAAGUCGGGAUCAGGCUCCGAGUCUGCAGCAGAAUUGCGAACUGGUUCGGCAUCCGACUCGUCGUCUGCAUCGUCGGCAUCGUCGGCAUCGUCAACAGCAUCGUCGGCAGCAUCGUCGGCAGCAUCGUCCUCGCUGGACAUGACCGAGUUCAAGGCCAAGCUAGCCUCGGCAUCGUCGGCAGCGAUUGCUGCGGUUGGCGUCAAGGUGAGUGAUAGCGAGGUGUCCCCGGCUGCGUCACCGACGACAGUAUCUGCGGCAGCUGGGCCGGCUCCGCCGCCGCCGCUCCCGCACCUGCCGUCUUUCUGGGCCCAGCCCGAUUCUGCGGUCAAGGACAUCGACACCACGCUGGCAGCGAUUGUCGAGCCGACGCAUGUGCCACUGGUGGCCGGCUCGGUGCCCGGCGUGGACGUGCCGCUCUCGCCGUCGUCGCCGCUGGCCCCGUCGCCGACAUCGCUGCCGGUGCGGCCGCCUAGCGGUCUGGGAGUGGUGAGCAGCGGGGGCUCAGAGGCGGCCAAGGUGCUCAACCGAGCGCGCGACAUUCUCAUGUCGGUCCUCACAGUGGCCGACGACCCGCUGCUGCAGUCGAUGGCGACUUCGGACAUGACCUCGCUCGACAAGUUUGAGCGAGUCCUCAACCGGAUGGCCGUUCGGCUAGAGGCCAUCACCAAUGAGCACAAGGCGUUCCGGACCAUGCAGGAGCUGCUGUUGCAGCGGGCGAGUGGCGCUGGCUCGAAACAAGGCAUUCCGAUGGCCCAGCGGGCACCAAUGCUGAGCGAGACGCGGCGUACGUCGUCGUCCGACAAGUUGCGGUCGGCUGCCAACUCUAUCAUUGCUGCCAACCGGCUCCGCGCGUUCUCGACCCAGGGUGCAGAGCGACGCUCACAGCGUUCGCGCUCGCACUCGUUUUCUCAGUUUAUGCCCUCGGCCUCGUCGCGUCGAAUUUUCGACAAGCCUGCAGCGGCGCUGGAAGGCAUGCCGGCCAUGGACGAGGUUGCUGAGGCAAGUCUGAAAGAGAGAAGCGGGAGCAAGAGCGAGAGCGGGAGCGGAAGCAUGAGCGGAAGCGAGAGUGCAAGCAAGUGCGGAAGUGAGACCGGGGACGACGAUGACAUGGAAACGUCUGAUACGGAGUCGGCUGUGGCCAGAGAUGAUGAGGCGUUGAUGCAAAGCUUGCCGUCGGCGUCGUCGACGCUGCUCUCCGAGUCGGGAAGCCUCAACCGGUCAUUCUCGAUUGCCGGAGCCAUGACGCCGUCGGAGCAGAUUGUGCGGAAUCAGCUGUCAAAGGCCAACGCGCGGCUUCGUGCGAUGGAGCAGCAGGUCAGGAUCCUGCGCAAGGCGCUGCUCUCUGCACGGGCCAAGCUGCGUGCGGCCGGGCUGGAGGCCGCAGCCGAAAAGGCGACCGCGGCUGCUCGACGCGGUGGGGUGUCGGCGUCCGAGCUGGCGGCGGAGCCGCCCACGGAUGUGGCGCUCAAGGUCAAGAGCGAGAUUGACAGCGACAUCAAGGCGCUGCUGCGGAGCCGCGGGCUCUUGGGAAGAUUACCCGAGUCAGGCAGCGACGACGACGAUGGCGACGAGCUGGUGUGUAUGGUGGCGGUGGCGACGCAAACCGAGGGUGUCGGAACGGCGGUAGCCGCGACGCAAACAGCGGGAGACGGCGUAACGUUGACAGUGAGCAUGCAGGCUGCACGUGGGCUGCCUGUUCAGGCAUCGGCCGACAACAUGCUGCUGGCGCUGCGGUCGCGGCUCAAGGACCAAAUCGAACAGCUGGCUCAGACGCAACAGCGUCUGGUACGGACUGCGUCGUCGGCGUCGAUGCAGCGCUCCGACUCGGCGUCGAUGCGGCGGUCCGACUCGAUGUCUGUGGCAUCACGUGAGAGCCCACCGCUUGACGGCCAAAGCCUGGCUGCAGCGGCAGCGAUUUCCGCGUCAACGCCACAUGUGGUGGCGCCGUUUGCCUCGCGUUCGCUCCCACAUACACCGCGUCGCAGCACGCUGGAUUCAGAGACAGCACUAGCGGUGAAGGUGCUCGAGCUCGAGGACCGGCUGCGGGAGCAGACAGAGGCGCACCGGGCGGAGUUGGCGCAGGCUACUGCUGCAGCGCAGCAUGGGCCGCGGCCGCCGACCGGUGAAGCGCCGUCGGCUCCGGCGGCUGUGCGAGCGGUGCGUGAGCGGGCGUUGCGGAGCCGGCGGGAAGCGGCGCGCGGGGCGUCCGAGACGAGCGAGGUGCGUGCAGCAGCUGUCAAGCUUGCGGCAGCGUCGACGGAAGGUGGCAGCGGCUUGGAGGAGGGCGCCGACGAGGUGCCCAUAGCAGCAAGGGGGAUGCGGAACUCUGUGUCUGAGGCCAUGAUGGCGGUCGGCGGAGGGGUUGGCUCGUCGCAUGCUGUACUGCCGCCGAUUGGAGCGGUGGGCAGAACGGGCGAGCUCGGGCUGCGGAGUGGUGGCGCGCAGUCACUGGUCAUCACCACAGCAGGUGGAGGCAGUGGAGUGCUCCGGGUGGCGCGGAGUGUGGAGCGGCUGGCAGGAACUCGGGGAACCUCGGGCGGGGGCUCGGGCUCGCGGUCGCGGUCGCGGUCGCUGACGCGGUCGCGGUCGGGCUCGCACUCGCGGUCGCCGUCACAGGAAGGAACGUCAAGCGAGCAAGCCGGCGAGCUCUCGCCGAGCACAAUGGUGAGCGCGAUGCGGAACCGGCUGACGAGCACGGUGCAGCUGGACACCAAGACCGGGCGGGCGCCAAGGCCAAAGCCGCUGCGGUGGGUGCUGCAGCGGGUGUGGCAGCUUUACUCGGACAAGAUGUCGGCGGACAGCUCUGACGACCGGGUUGGCAUGCCGCACAUCCCGUUCCAGAUCUUUGUUUACGAAUGGUUUGUGCACGAGUACGGGCUGCGGUCGCUAGCGGAGGCGAACCUCAAGGCGCUAUUGCACACGGUGAGUGUCCGUGCGGAUGGGUCGCCACGAAUGGCGAUGUUUGCGCGGUUCUGCGGGCUUGCGUGCGCUGACCAAGUAUACUCGCUGGACGUGCUGGACGUGUUUCUGGCGACACUGCGGCAGGUUGUGGGCCAUGCGGGGGUGACGCUCGAGGCCGAACCUGUGCGUGUCGGGGUGACAGCGGCGCUGGAUGGAGUGCACAAGGCGCUGAGCGCGGAGCGCGGGAUUGCGGCCGCGCAGCUCGAAAAGGCGAUGGCACAGUUGGCAGCCGUACUGAUUCGAGAGGCUGAGGGUGUAGACGGCGAGCAGAUUGUGGACGUGGACACGGUGCUGGGCGAGACGGUUGGGGUCUGGCUGCAGGUGUUUGACCCGACGUAUGCGCGGAUGCAGGCGCUGUACCGGGCGGCGGACAUGAACGGCGACGGCGAGCUCGACUGCCAAGAGUUUGUGCACACGGUCCUGCAUGCGGCGCCGUCGUUUUCUGCGGCGGAGGCGCGUGCGCUGUUUGUGGCCCAAGCCGGGUCGGAGGAGGCGACGAUGGCGCCGGGCGGGUUUGUGGCUGCCGCGCAGGCCGGACAUCUGCCGUCGUGGCAGCCCGGCGGCGACAUGCGCGGGACCGACCUGGUGGAGCGGCUGGAGCGGCUGUGGGGCUCGACGCGCGAAGCGGUGAUGGACGAGAUUGAGGUGCUCAACCGCAAGCUGGCAGGCACAUCCGAAGUGGAUCUUGCCACCGAGCGGCUGUCGAACUUUGUGCGGCUGUACUCGGAGGAGGCGCGCGAUGUGCUCGCGACGUGGUACGCGUACCACCUGCUGAUGCUGGACCUUGCACUUGCACGUGAGGUCUUCCGGGCGUCGCUGCCGUCACCGGGUGAGCGGUUGCAUCUCGGGCGGCGGACGUAG
Messenger RNA from Thecamonas trahens ATCC 50062, 5456 nucleotides. RefSeq lists its product as uncharacterized. The transcript is spliced from 2 exons. The record is from RefSeq and is a predicted model, not a curated record. NCBI's taxonomy places the organism in Eukaryota, Apusomonadida, Apusomonadidae. Bases 51 to 5456 code for a protein of 1801 amino acids. Gene Ontology annotation, molecular function: calcium ion binding.